CUUGUCUUGUUCCGCUUUAUGGCGUCGUUAGCCCCUAGGAUUGGUGGAGGACGGGUCCCCCAGGGCCCUGCUUCUGGGGCACAAGGGUGAGGAACCUGGGGGAGUGCCCCAGAACGUUGGGGGUGGCCCCUGGUGCUAUAUUUCCUAGCCAGCUUCAGCAUACUCCAGGACAGGGCCUAAAGCAGAGUCGCCCCCUUCCAUGGGCUGUGGCCAGAUUCUUCUCUGGAUUCUUUGCAGAAACUUCCCAAGGCCUUGUGUGGUGUCACGCCACCGUGUGGACCCCCGCGAGGGGCCAGUGCUCCCCAAGAAUGUGCUCAGCGAACGGGAACGCAGGAAGCGGAUCUCUGGGAGCUGUGCGCGCCUGCGGACGCUGCUGCCUCACUUCGAGGGCCGGCGAGAGGACAUGGCGUCGGUGCUGGAGAUGGCGGUGCAGUUCCUGCGCCUGGUGCGGCCUGGUGGCGACGACUCGACUCGGCAAGACUUGGUGCAGGUGGCCACUGCGGCCCAGCUCAGCAUGGACCCACACGACGACGAUGACGACGACGAAGAUGGCAGCGGCGUAGCACUGCCCAGGGCCCCCGGCUGUGCCAGCUCCACAGUGGUAACUGAGGCCUAUGGUGGGCCUCAGUCUGGCUGCUCCUGUGGGGCCUGA
Molecule: messenger RNA, 652 nt
Organism: Suncus etruscus (white-toothed pygmy shrew)
Lineage: Eukaryota; Metazoa; Chordata; Mammalia; Eulipotyphla; Soricidae
Product: spermatogenesis- and oogenesis-specific basic helix-loop-helix-containing protein 1-like
Exons: 5
Coding region: 200-652 (150 amino acids)
Biological process (GO): regulation of DNA-templated transcription; spermatogenesis
Cellular component (GO): nucleus
Molecular function (GO): RNA polymerase II cis-regulatory region sequence-specific DNA binding; DNA-binding transcription factor activity, RNA polymerase II-specific; protein dimerization activity
Source: RefSeq, a predicted model, not a curated record